AUGCCACCAAAACCUAGAACGACUGUUAAAAAACCAACAAUAAAUAAAAGAAAUGCAGAACCACCGAAAGUGGCAAAUUCGUCGAAUGCUAAUCCAGAAACCAGUAGUGGUUUGAGCCAGGAAGCUGAAGAUCAAUUUGAAUUAGAAUUAUGCUGGUGUAUUCAACAAUUAGAAAUGUGUCUGGCCACUGGAAAACUAUCUGAGAAACAAGUACACGAUUUAACUAAAAAUAUAAAUAUCUUGAGGAGUAAUAAUGCACCCUUGAUAAAAAAAAGACAAAUAAUGCGUAACACUCUAGGCAAUUACAGAGAAAAAAUGGCUUUGGAUGAACAGAAGCAUGGCAAAUCUGCAUCUUCCAUCAAAUUUACACAUACACCCACUCAGAAUAAAAAGUGUACAUUUUUGAAAAAAGCUGCUUGUACCUCUACAAAUGAUAAACAGUAUUCAGACAUUGAUGCAGCAUCUUCAAACACAAAUGAGAACUCUAUUGAUAUUGAUAAUGUACAAAAUGCAUUUAAAUUUAAUUUUCAAAUUAAAGAAUAA
Molecule: messenger RNA, 543 nt
Organism: Habropoda laboriosa
Lineage: Eukaryota; Metazoa; Arthropoda; Insecta; Hymenoptera; Apidae
Product: UPF0488 protein CG14286
Exons: 2
Coding region: 1-543 (180 amino acids)
Source: RefSeq, a predicted model, not a curated record